AUGUAUCUAUCAUAUUAUUUGAUAGUGCUUGUUUUGCCAUUGUACAUCGCACAAGUAACGGUAUCAAAUGAAGGCGAUGAGACAGUACAAGCAGCAAUAAGAUAUGACGACGAAAUAAGGACUGUGGGUGAUGACAGUAGAGCGAAGGAAAAACGAUACAAAUGUGAAGUAUGCGAUAAGCAAUUCGGAUAUUCAGGCACUCUGAAACGCCAUAAGAUGAUACAUACCGGUGAAAAAAAUUACAUAUGUACGGUAUGCAAUAAAACAUUACAAAGGUCCUACGAUAUGAAGAUCCACCAAAUGACGCACGAAAACGUGCGACCAUUCAAAUGUUACGUGUGCAAUAAAACAUUCAAAUGGUCCAGCAAUAUGAAGAGACACCAAGUGGCGCACGGAAACGAACGACCAUUUAAAUGUUACGUGUGCAAUAAAACAUUCAAAAGUUCCGGCAAUCUGAAGAGACACCAAUUGACGCAUGGAAACGAACGACCAUUUAAAUGUCACAUGUGCUGUAAAGCAUUCAAAAAAUCCGGGGUUCUGAAGAGACACAUUUUGACACACGAAAGCGAGGGACCAUUUAAAUGUCACAUGUGCUGUAAAGCAUUCAAAAAAUCCUGGAAUCUAAGGAAACACAUAUUUACGCAUGGAAACGUGCGGCCAUUCAAAUGUGAAGUAUGUAGUGGAAAAUUCACUCGGAAAGCUGAUUUGAAUAGACACGUGAAAAUUCAUAAAAGUUCGGAUGAAAAGCUAUAUUCCAUAGCAAGCUCCUUAACGAUAUCGAUAGCGGAUGAUAUCAUUGACACAGAAAUAUCAAUAAGGGAAAUAAUGAGAUUCGCAGGAAUAUAA
Molecule: messenger RNA, 846 nt
Organism: Cercopithifilaria johnstoni
Lineage: Eukaryota; Metazoa; Nematoda; Chromadorea; Rhabditida; Onchocercidae
Source: the annotation of a GenBank genome assembly